This is a messenger RNA of Xiphophorus maculatus (southern platyfish), 425 nucleotides long. Its product is annotated as histone H2B 1/2. The transcript has a single exon. Gene Ontology annotation, cellular component: nucleosome. NCBI's taxonomy places the organism in Eukaryota, Metazoa, Chordata, Actinopteri, Cyprinodontiformes, Poeciliidae. Gene Ontology annotation, molecular function: DNA binding; protein heterodimerization activity; structural constituent of chromatin. Bases 26 to 400 code for a protein of 124 amino acids. The record is from RefSeq and is a predicted model, not a curated record.
UGCUGUUUCCCAGGAACACAUCAGGAUGCCUGAACCCGCAAAAUCUGCGCCCAAGAAGGGCUCCAAGAAAGCCGUGACCAAGACGGCCGGUAAAGGAGGCAAGAAAAGGAGAAGGACCAGGAAGGAGAGCUACGCCAUCUACGUCUACAAGGUGCUGAAGCAGGUCCACCCCGAUACCGGCAUCUCGUCCAAGGCCAUGAGCAUCAUGAACUCGUUUGUCAACGACAUCUUUGAGCGCAUCGCCUCCGAGGCUUCCCGUCUGGCUCACUACAACAAGCGCUCCACCAUCACCUCCAGGGAGAUCCAGACGGCCGUGCGCCUCCUGCUGCCCGGUGAGCUGGCCAAGCACGCCGUGUCUGAGGGCACCAAGGCGGUCACCAAGUACACCAGCUCCAAGUAAACCUGCUGUUUACCAUCUAAACCAC